This is a messenger RNA of Dictyostelium purpureum, 1446 nucleotides long. RefSeq lists its product as uncharacterized. The transcript is spliced from 3 exons. Lineage: Eukaryota; Evosea; Eumycetozoa; Dictyosteliales; Dictyosteliaceae. Gene Ontology annotation, biological process: protein phosphorylation. Gene Ontology annotation, cellular component: actomyosin contractile ring. Gene Ontology annotation, molecular function: ATP binding; myosin heavy chain kinase activity. The coding region runs from base 1 to 1446 and encodes 481 amino acids. The record is from RefSeq and is a predicted model, not a curated record.
AUGGAGAAAUAUGGAACAAGUUACACAGAAAAUACUUUUAAUCCAUCAAUUUCAUCCAUAGAAGAAGUAGAGAUCAUUAGAUAUGAUGUCGAAAGAAAGUUAUUAAAAAAAGAAGUUGCAUUGGCCCAAAUUGGAAGCAAAAUUGGGAGCGGUGGGAUGAGGUCGGCAUACCAUUUGACCCUAGUAAAAUCAAAUAUUAAAUGUGUUUUAAAGAUUCAAAAACACUCACCUUUGGGGUUCAAGGAUUUAAUUAGAGAUAAUCUAUCUGCUGAAACUGCUCAUAAGUAUGCUAAAUUAUUUAAUGAUAAAAAUCCACCAAAGAAGAUUACAAUUAAUAGACCUUUUAUACUAUGUUUUAUAAAUAGGCCAGGUAGACCCAUAGCACAAAUAGAAUUGUUUUUAGAGGGUAGUUAUAAAAAAUAUAAUACAAAUACUGGAUAUGUCGAUAAUGAUAGAAAUACACCUCAAGCAUUCAGUCAUUUUACAUUUGUGGCAUCAAAUAAAACUGAAUUAGUUGUUGAUAUUCAAGGAGUCAAUGAUUGCUAUACAGAUUUACAAAUUCAUACAAAAGAACCAAAUAAAUAUGGACAAGGGAACCUUGGUCAAAAAGGAAUUGAUUCUUUUUUUCAAUCUCAUAAAUGUAAUCCUAUUUGCAAGUGGCUUGGAAUUUCUCAAAACCAAACCAAUCAAAUAUCAAGAAAGCCUUCAAAUCAUUAUGAAAAUCAAAAUAAUUUAAAUAAUAGCAAUAAUAGUAAUAAUAGUAAUAAUAGUAAUAAAAGUAGUAAUAGUAAUAAUAUGAAUAAUAUGAAUAAUAUGAAUAAUAACAUGAAUAUGAUUAAUAAUUUUAGCAGUAAUAAUUAUAACAAUAAUAAUGUUUAUAACAAUUAUAAUAUGAACAAUAAUAACUGUUUUGACUAUAACCAGAAUUUUUAUUAUCAACAACCACCAAUACAACCAAAGUACGAUAUUAAUAUAAAUUUAAAUAAUCAAAAUUACCCUCUAUUACAACACAAUCAGUACAACCAUUUUGUUCAGCAAUUCCCCCCAAAUUUUAAUAAUAAUCUUUUUAACUCCAAUAAUAAUCUACAGGUAACACCCCAAAUGUAUCAGCCAUAUGAUCGAACAACCUUUCAAAAUGAACCACAGGCCUUAUGGUUACCGCAACUUCAGCAAAAUUUAAAACAGGAAAUUAACCAUUAUCAACAAAAACAACAAUAUGAUGUUCAAGUAUUACCACCCCAAUAUAAAGACAUUAAACAAAAAUUACCACAUAAAAAACAUAUUUUAAACGCAGAACAUAAACAUAUAUUUGGACUAUUAGAUAAAAGUAAAUAUCUUUGUGUUUUUUGUCAAAAACAAUUUAAUAGUGAAAUGUAUAUGUGCAUUAGUUGUAAAUUAACUUGUUGUGAUAAUUGCUCAUCAAUUUUAAAUAUAAUGGAUUUGUAA